AAUACAGAGCACUAUAGCAUGUAGUUAUCAUCGGGGGUAUAGCUCAGUGGUAGAGCAUUUGACUGCAGAUCAAGAGGUCCCCGGUUCAAAUCCGGGUGCCCCCUCUUUUUCUUACUUCGCCAGUUUUUCUUUUUAGUUUUGCGUACCAGGUGGAAGGGAAUCUCAAGCAACAGUCAGGACGCUUGUAGUUUAAAGCACAAGCCUCAACCGACCCAUAUUGACAACGAUAACUCAGGCUUCACAAAUAGAGGUUCAGACAUGAUGCUACAUGAGGACAGCGGUUUCCACGCUGGGGGUCAACAGCCCGCAAGGAGUCGCAGGAUGAAUAAAAUGAGUUGUAAGCUCGUAUAUGGGCCUGGAUGCUCAACAUGCCUCACAGCCCUCCUAAAGAGGCAGCAAAAGCACUUCGAGAAAGCGCCCCCAUCGCCAAAGCAAGCACGGCUGUCUGCGACCACGACAGGGCCUGUGGGCGAGGUUUCUCCUGUGAUCGACACUUUGGUCUUUGUGUUGCUCUCCGAGGGGAGGGUCAGUACUGUCGAAGGGACGCCCAGUGUGUCCGCGGACUCAGCUGCAUGUUUGGGAAGUGCCAUCGCAGCAUCCCCAACGGACAAGAGGGUGCCAGAUGUAAAGUUGACAGGGACUGCGGGGCAUCCAUGUGCUGCGCUCGACACCACGGCGAACAGGUGUGCAAGAGACGUCUGAUCCGUGGCGAGAGCUGCUAUGUUCCCGAUGGAGGCCUGGCAUUCAGCAUAAACCAGAUCUGUCCCUGUGAUGAGGGGCUGCUUUGUCGUGAAAGCAGUGCGUCACACCAGAGAGAGAGAGAUUUUAUUUACCAGCCAGAACAAACAAGUUGGACCUGCCAAGUCCCCAAACUUUGACAUCAGCCUGAAAAAUCAAAGCUAUUUAUUUUGUAAAUGUGUUUCAUAUGAUUGUAUAUAAAAAGUAUUUCCAAAUAUGUUGUAUUAGUACAUGUUUUUAGUAAAGUCUUGUGGCAAGGAUGUUUUUUUUUAUUAUUAUUAUUUUGUUGUGUAAAUUUUGACUAAAGCACUACACUGUGUGGCUGGGAUGCCUUUACGUCUCAUACAGUGUCUUCCUCAAUGCAUUUAGCAAUCUUUAUUAUGGCUAUAAAUGUCUAUCACCCUUCAAUUAAGAGAAUAAAAAGAAAUCUUUU
Messenger RNA from Scatophagus argus, 1171 nucleotides. RefSeq names its product dickkopf-related protein 3-like. Gene Ontology annotation, cellular component: extracellular region. Gene Ontology annotation, molecular function: receptor antagonist activity; co-receptor binding. The record is from RefSeq and is a predicted model, not a curated record. Gene Ontology annotation, biological process: negative regulation of canonical Wnt signaling pathway; multicellular organism development. NCBI's taxonomy places the organism in Eukaryota, Metazoa, Chordata, Actinopteri, Scatophagidae. The transcript has 6 exons. The coding region runs from base 360 to 878 and encodes 172 amino acids.